UGGGAAAGCAGAAGAGACUGGCCUCCUCUGCCUCGGACAUGUCAUCAACUCAUAAUGGUGACAGAAUUCAUAAAACAAAGUCUCAUUGUGGUGUAUUGCUCUAUAAUUGUUGUACAUUGUGAUAUUAUAAGAAACGAGGAUAUAUGUGGUCAUCAUAAUGGACGUCGUUUGUAUUUGGAGCUUGGUGAACAGGGCUUGCUGUAUGCCAAAAAUAUGUCAUUCAUAAGAAGUUCCCUUAAACAACAAACAACCACAGCAGAAUUGCGACAGUACAUGACAAAUAAUUCUCACGAUCAAUGCAGUUUAGAGCUAGUUACUUGUCCAUCGUGUGCAAUAGUUUUAACAUUCAAAAGCAUGAAUUUACCUCAUUCCUGUAGUGAUAUUGGCAUCGCAAUGGACAGUCCUUGCAGAUGUGAUUACGUAUGGAUAUCAGAACCACCUUACGAUGAUAUAUCUGGGACAUCUUUCUGUGGCCUUUAUACUCCCAUUGUGUACAGGUCCAGCACGAGAACUGUAUCUAUUACAUUCCUUUAUUCUCAAUCCCAUAAAAAUGCAUUCAUACUUGAAUAUCUAGCAGAAAGAAAUCGAGUUCAUUUGAAGGGUUCAGAUAAUAAAAUUUCUAAAAGUAAUAAUGAAACCAUAGGCGGCAUCUUGACGUCGCCUUUUUUCCCGGCAAGAUAUCCAAGGGAUUUGGGUUUGGAAUAUGUAAUUACGUGCCCAUCUCAGUCUCCUUCGUGUAAAGUUCGAGUGCUCUUUAGUGACUUUCAAUUAGCAACAGUCUCUAUUAUUGAGUUUUAUGAUUGGAAUGGGCAGCGUUUGGAUGUGAGCAGUGGUGCUAGAUUUAGACCACCAAUAAUUGUUAGCUCUGGGCCAUCAUUAUUAAUCAGGUUUUAUGCUAAUGGUGGUACUGGCCUGGGUUACAAGGCAUUUUAUUCAUAUGUCAUCGGUCAUUUAUAUGAGAAUUCGGUACAACCGAUAACAGAUUGUGGUGGUUAUGUAGAGAAUCUUGGUGGUACCAUUACUAUGAUGGAUAUGGUUAAUCAAGGAAUAAAGACAUAUGACUGUGUAUGGCUUAUUCGCCCACCAAAGAACUUUUUGCAUAUGAAGACACACAUGUACAUUAAAGUCAUCACCUUUGCCAAUAUGGCUGGCAAUACUGAAUUAAUUAUCAGACAAGGGCCUACAUCGGCUCUAUUACCCCUGGAGAUAUUACGACAUCCUGCCGGCCAAGUUCAAUUAUCAAGAAUGAGGGAACAUAUUGCACCAAUUACUAAUGGAUUUCAUGUUAGUCUUCGGGGUGCAUUCAGUGCAACAUCCAGAGUCGCAAUUGCUUAUGCUGCAUUUGGAUACAUGGAUUGUUAUUCGAGCUCGGAUUUUUUAUGCCACAACCAUCGAUGUAUUCCAAGCCAAUUGAAUUGUGAUGGAUUUGAUCAUUGUGGAGAUAAUAGUGAUGAACCUGCCACGUGUUUUAGAACUUGGCAGGAGGAACCUCAAGAUAGAAAGUGGCAUAUCAAUAAGGCGAAUUAUUAUUUUCCAAAGAUCGAUCGCUAUCCAGAUUUAAAAACAGCGACACUUGUAUUCGUUGCAAGCAGUUUAGGUCUCAUCAUACUCAUAUCUGCGCUAAUAAUCCUUUUGUAUCGAAUGGGGGCUCGAGCGCGUCAACAAAGAGAACUUCAAUCACGAUUGCAAACGAUUAGCGAACUUUUAGUUUUUGAUAUUUCAGAUAGCGCUAGAAUUGAUGAAAUAUCAGUAAAUGAUGAUCCACCAAUGUAUGAGGCUCCCCCUGGCUAUGAUGAGGUUGUGAAAGUUGGUCUUGAGAAUGAAAUAUCAAGGAGAAAAAGAGUUAAAAGGAAGAAGGAACGUCGAGAACCUAGGAGCCGAAGUUCACCAAAUCAGCGAUCAAUCAGUUUAAACGGAAACAUUGAAACAACUACGCCAAUCGUAACAAAUAAUGUUCAACGGGUUCCUGACAGUCCACCACCACCAUAUGUCACUCCACCCGGGACGUUAUCGAAAAAUUCAAUACUAUCAAGGAAUAAUGUUCUCCAUAUCUCUGUACCAGUGAGUUUUCGUGGUAAUCGUUCACGUCGAGUUUGGCAACGGCAGAGUUCACUUCCAGGCCCAGAUGAAUCAACCAGUAUUCAACCAUCAAUCGCCGCAUCCAUUGAUGCUGAGGCUGUUGGUGUGUAUAUAAGGAAAUACAGUACAAAUAUGAAAGUUGAAGCUUGUUCUUCACAGCCGAAUUCGAGCGUUGCUGGGAAAAAUACGAAUUACGUAUAUACCGAAAACUCGGCAGGACUAGACGAAGAAGAAAUCAUUGAUAAGAAUAAUCAUCAACAACAUUUGACUUGCUCAUGUGAUGGUGCUUGCGGUUGUGCGAAUCAGCCUGGUGUUUCUAAAUCUAGUCAACGAGAACGAUAUGAUGGAUACUGCUCCAAGACAGAUAACAUUUCAACAAUACUUGGCACUGGGAAACCGAAUGCACACAAUAACAAUUUCACAUCGAAACCUAUCAUAAAUGGACCGUUGAUAUCAUUAACAAAAAAUGAAUGUCGGAUUAGAACAACUUCAACAUGUUCUAAAGACAGUUACCUUACUCAAUUAUCCUUCAUUAGUCCUUGUCGUAGUUUAGAUGGAGGACUGAUGAGUGAAUUUGAAAUUAUUUCAGCGGAUGACGCUAGUAUAUUGAGCAAUACAAAUGAUAGUACCCUAUUUAAUGCGCCUGUUAAUACACCAAAAAUAAUGCCUCAUGUUAUUGCAUGUCAAAAUAAUUAUCGGAAAAAUCGCCAUUACAGCAAAUGUGAUAUUGAAAGUUUGUAUGAAAAUAUUAAAAUAUUGGAUACAUUCUUAGCAAGGCAAAAUAAUAACACUGCUACUAACUUGGUAGGAGCCGUCCAAACGACUGCUCCUCUUUUUACUACUCCCAGAUAUUAUACUACAAGACCGGAGCGUUUUAAUUAUCAAACUAAUUUUUUCAAUCGUAUACGCGGUUGGAGAUCCAGCGAUGAUGCAUUUACAAAAUGACAUUGAUGAAUGUAGGUAGUUUUAGGAAUUGUUCCAAUAAUGGCAACAUUUUUUAUUGGUAUAAUGCUGUGAACAUUUGGAUAAUUUUCUUUAUUGUUUGUCGAAUUUAUUUCCCAUUAUUAUUUUGUUGAAAUGCAAUAGUGAAAAUUAAUACUCCUCGUGCGAUGAAAAAAAAAAUGUAAACAUUCUAAAUAAAAGGAUUCGGAUCGUUGACCUUCAUUCUCUAUUA
Molecule: messenger RNA, 3253 nt
Organism: Diachasma alloeum
Lineage: Eukaryota; Metazoa; Arthropoda; Insecta; Hymenoptera; Braconidae
Gene: Culd
Exons: 11
Coding region: 55-3024 (989 amino acids)
Molecular function (GO): protein binding
Source: RefSeq, a predicted model, not a curated record